This is a messenger RNA of Gastrolobium bilobum, 2189 nucleotides long. RefSeq lists its product as uncharacterized. Lineage: Eukaryota; Viridiplantae; Streptophyta; Magnoliopsida; Fabales; Fabaceae. The transcript is spliced from 6 exons. The record is from RefSeq and is a predicted model, not a curated record. The coding region runs from base 254 to 1999 and encodes 581 amino acids.
ACUGUCUCUAUCUCCGGUGGAGCGCCUCCACCGGUAAAACUCUCCGGUGAUCGUUCCGAUUAGGUGCUCCGAACCUUUUCCGUUCGCUGAAGCUAUCGCAGAUUCAAUCGUUCGAUCCGUUUUCCCAUUCUAGUUGAUCGAGUUUGAAGAUUUUGAUUUUAUGGUGCAGCUGUGUAUUGGGCCAAAGAGGGUAAAGUGGCCACCGUGAAUCGUUGAGUCAGAUUAUACUUGUUUUGAAACAUCAACGAGCGAAAUGUCUUUUCAGCACAAAAGCUUCUGGAUGCUGCGGGAUGCUGGAUGCUUAGCUGAAGAAAAUAUGGGACUUGAGAAUUCUUCCAGAAUUGAACCAAAGCGAAGUCAUCAGUGGUUUAUGGAUAUAGGGGAACCAGAAAUAUUCAGCAACAAGAAACAAGCAGUUGAAGCUGUUAGUGGCAGGCCAGUUCCGGGAGUUUCACAUGUGAAUGUUACUCAAUGGGACACCAAUUCCGGAUUUCACUCAGCCACAGGUCAAUUUUCUGACCGUCUCUUUGGAUCUGAUCUUGUACAGACUGGCAGUUUGGUUGAUAAGAACAUGCCAUCAAUUGGAAGUGGAAAUCUGAAUGUAGUAAGGAAGGAUUUUGAGAAGCAAUAUUUUAAUGAUCCAUCUGUGGGCUUGUCAAUAUCUCAUCCCAUAGCAGACCCCUCAUCAUGUCUCAAUCUUGGUGGCAUCAGAAAAGUUAAAGUUAAUCAGGUCAGAGAUUCUGACAAUUGUAUGCCUUUUUACAUAGGGGACUCCUAUAGUAGGGCAGAUAAUAGUACAAUUUCAAUAGGUACUGGCUACAAUAAGAAUGAUGGCAACAUUUCGUUGGGCCCAACUUAUAACAGUGGAAAUGACUGUACCAUCGCUAUGGGUACCAGAAUAAGUAGGACUGAUGACAAUCUUGUUUCUAUGGGUCACGCCAUCAAUAAAGAGGAUGGGAGUUUUAUGUUGAUGGGGCACAAUUAUGGCAAGGGAGCCGAAAGCAUCUUAUCAAUGGGUCAGCCCUUUGACAGGGGGGAUGAAAAUUUCAUAUCAAUGGGUCAGUCAUAUGAAAAGGAAGGCGGCAAUUUGAUAUCUCUGGGUACCUCAUUUGCCAAGGGGCAUGAGAGCUUUAUGUCAAUGGGUGCAACCUAUAGUAAAUCAGGAGAAGAUUUCAUAACCAUUGCUCCUUCUUAUGACAAGGGCACUGAUCAUAUAAUAUCAAUGGGUCCAACAUAUGAUAAGGUGGAUUCAAACAUUGCAUCAACAGUUCCAUCAUAUGACAGAGGAGAUUCUAGCUCUUUACCUGUAGAUCAAAACCACAAUAAGGGUCAGAGCAGUACUAUAUCUUUUGGAGGUUUUCAUGAUGACCCUGAGCCAAAUCCCUCUGGUGGAAUCAUUAGUGGAUAUGAUCUGUUGAUGGGCAUCCAGAAUUCAGCUCAGGGUUUGGAUAGCCAAAAGGAUCUGACUGAGUCGAACUCUGAACCACCUGUAAAUAGCAUUCUAAAACCUAAUACUAAAAGUGAUACUAUCCUUAAGAACAAAGAGCCCAAGACAACUAAGAAGGCAACUCCUAACAACUUCCCUUCAAAUGUCAAAAGUUUGUUGUCAACUGGUAUUUUUGAUGGUGUUCCGGUUGAAUAUUACUCAUGGUCACGGGAGAAAAAUCUUACAGGAAUCAUAAAAGGAACUGGGUAUUUAUGCUCGUGUGAUGACUGCAAUCAGUCAAAGGCUCUUAAUGCAUAUGAGUUUGAACGUCAUGCUGGUGCCAAGACAAAACACCCUAACAAUCACAUAUACUUUAAGAAUGGAAAAACCAUCUAUGCUGUUGUCCAAGAGCUGAAAAACACUCCUCAGGAGAAGCUUUUUGAUGCAAUUCAAAGUGUGACUGGCUCCCCCAUCAACCAAAAGAACUUUCGUAUUUGGAAAGCAUCAUACCAAGCUGCUACGCGGGAGCUUCAGCGUAUCUAUGGAAAGGAUGAAGUUGUCAUACCAUCUUGAGUUUAAUUCUCUUCUUGGAAGUUCAGAACAAUGGUAGAUAUGUAAUCUGUUCAUAGCGAGUGAAUGGCAGCCUAAUAGUGUUUAAGACUAUUUGAAAUUUAAAAGUUUUAGCUGAUGCUUCUUGUAGGAACUUAAUUGAUUUAUUUAUGGAAAUGAGGAUGUCUUUUUUGUGGUUUAGCAUCAUUCUUUC